Messenger RNA from Pyricularia pennisetigena, 921 nucleotides. RefSeq lists its product as uncharacterized. The record is from RefSeq and is a predicted model, not a curated record. The coding region runs from base 1 to 921 and encodes 306 amino acids. NCBI's taxonomy places the organism in Eukaryota, Fungi, Ascomycota, Sordariomycetes, Magnaporthales, Pyriculariaceae. The transcript has a single exon.
AUGGACAAAGCCGAGCAACAACACCCCACCGCCAAUAAAGACUUUACCAAGUUCCCACCAUGGGCCGUAAAACCAAUUGCAGGCAGCAGCAGCAGCAGCACACAGAUCCAAGUCCCUGCGCGCGGCGAGCUGUACUGCCUCGAUCAUUUCCUCAACAUCCGCAUCCCACAGUGGCACCAGAGCGAAGUCAGCCGGCAGAUGCACCUGUGCGGAGCGGCGGUCGACAAAAUGCACCGGGACCGCGGCCGCACCGCCGCCUCAAAGAACAGAGCCAAGCUCCCCGCUGCGCGCGCGCAGCCAAGGAGAGCCGUGAGGCAGAGGCGCGCGCUGGAGGAGCUGCUGGCCGAGAAGGGCAGGAGGCCGAACAAGAAGCUGCUGGAGGGGGACUACGUCCUCCCCAAGGCGGAUGUGGCCGAGGCCGUGUACACGACCAAGUACCACGUUGAGGGGGCUGAGCAUCGCGCGGGAGGUGGCUUUCACCCGGCCACGAUUGCGUUCGUGGAGCGCCUUGAGGGUGCCAUCGGGGAGAAGCAGAAAGAGCUUGCCAAGUCGGUCGUCCCGGGUCGCAGGCCAGGCUCCUCUUGUGUCAUGGAUAGCCUGGAGGCCGACUGUCCUUGUUGCAGAACCUGCUCGACGUCAAUCUUCCUGCCUCCCAUACAGCCUGUCGCGAUCAUGAGGUCAACGCCGAGCUUGGGCAACUGGCCCGCUUACAUGGGACAACCCUCACCCAUGGAAAGGAGGCUCAGCAAUAUGUUAUUCACCUCGAUUGUCGAAGAGAUUCAUGAGGGGACUGCCAUGAAGAGGAUACAACAAGACGACCAGGUAUAUGAGAAAGAGGAUGUGGAGGCCGCGAUAGUGACAGUUGCGGGACUGCGAUUUGCAGUGGACUUUUGCGAUGGGCAAAAGGUGAUAAUGCUAUGA